AUGACAGCCAUUGUGUUCGCUCUCUUGGUUGUGGCAGCCGGUAAGUUCAGCUCAGAGGACGACAAGAUCAUUGGGGGAUAUGAAUGUUCUCCGCACUCCCAGCCUUGGCAGGUGUACCUUACGUACGAUGACGGGCAACGCUGGUGUGGGGCAUCCCUGAUCAAUGAGAGAUGGGCGGUAUCUGCCGCUCACUGCUAUAUCCCACCACCCCGACUCGUAGUCCACCUAGGGGAACACAAUGUGUAUAAGGACGAGGGGACAGAGCAGAGGAUCCUGGCUGAGAAGGUCAUUUCUCACCCUUAUUACAGCAGCAGUGGGUAUGAUAAUGACAUCAUGCUCAUCAAACUGAGUAAACCUGCCGUCUUCAACAAGUAUGUUCAGGCCAUCGCUCUUCCAACCACCUGCUCCAAAGCAGGGACUCAGUGUUUGGUGUCUGGAUGGGGAAAUCAGAUCACCACAGGAGUCAUCUAUGCAUCAGACUUGCAGUGCUUGGAUUUGCCAGUUAUCUCAAGAUCUGAUUGCCAGUACGCUUACGGUUCCCUGAUCACUGAGAACAUGUUCUGCGCUGGGUUCCUUGAGGGAGGUAAAGACUCUUGUCAGGGUGACUCUGGUGGCCCUGUUGUGUGCAACGGGAAGCUGCAAGGAGUUGUGUCGUGGGGAUAUGGCUGUGCUGUGGCUGGCUACCCUGGAGUGUAUGCUGAAGUUUGCCGCUAUACCAGCUGGCUUGACCUCACUAUGGCAAACAACUGA
Molecule: messenger RNA, 750 nt
Organism: Chanos chanos (milkfish)
Lineage: Eukaryota; Metazoa; Chordata; Actinopteri; Gonorynchiformes; Chanidae
Product: trypsin-2
Exons: 5
Coding region: 1-750 (249 amino acids)
Biological process (GO): proteolysis
Molecular function (GO): serine-type endopeptidase activity
Source: RefSeq, a predicted model, not a curated record